GCCGGUACACCUUGACAAACAAGCUGUGAAGAAUUCUCCAUCAAGCUACUGUCAAAAAAUACUGCAGAGAGCGAUUGAAGCAGAAUUGCAGAUUCUGAACACCCAUUACCAUAUGUGCUAUCAGCACUGCUUGGAGGUUUACAAACUGGCUUUGAAGGAAAACGCGAGUUCUAGCAGUUAUUUUAACAGAUGUACUGGAAAUACUGGCUUACUUUCUUCUGUCUUGUUGGUUUUGGAAGAGCUAAAAGAAAAUUACAGCAGUAUGAGAAUGAAAAUAAAAAUGGGCAUACCUUUAAAUGAACUCCCACCGCUAUCAGUUGAGAUUAGGUUGGCCCCCAUCUCCUCCUCUUAUGUCCCGUGCAAGUUGUUCAGAGGGGAUCUUUGUCAUGAUAUUGUUUCAGGCUCAAGAAGAGCUGACUUUGAAGCACCAAAACUGCAAGAAAGGAAAAGUUCUGUCAGCAUGGACAGUCCACAGGUUGUAUGUUUAAAAGAUGACGAUCAGCCAAGUGACUCUACUUCCUCCAAGGGAUUUGAAGAACAACAUAAAGAUCAGGAUGUGGAAUGUGGCUGUGUGAAAAAUGAAGAAGGGAGUGAAUAUUGGUUUGAUGCUAAAGAGGAGUUGAAAGUAGAAGACUUCUCAGUAGUAUCUGAAGAAAUGAAAAGGCAACAAGAAAAAAAAGACACAACUGAUUUAAGAGCGAAGAUCACGGAGUGUGGAAAUGAGUGUUCUUUUAUUCGUGUUGGUGGCCUAAGUUCCUCAGUGUCAGAGGGUGAUUUAAGAUCACAUUUCCAGAAGUACCAGAUUUCUAACGUUCUUCUCCACGUGGAUUCUGGUAACCACAGAUACGCAUUUCUUUGCUUUAAAGAGACUAAUAAAGCAAAGUUAGCUGCAGAGGAAAUGAACCAGAAAAAAAUAAAAGGAAAAAGAAUAAGUGUUGAACUUGUAAGUGAUUCAUCAGAGAACGAAUCUUUGGUUUCCCAAAUGCUUACAAAUAAGCUUCAGCAUGAAAUCCAACCUGUUGCUAACAGUCAAAGAAAUGAUCAAGAUAAAACAUUCACUUCAGCCUGCAAUUCUGUGGCGAAAGCACCUGAUGUCACCUCUGCUCCUAAGCAAACGCAUCUCAUUCCUGUAACUUCUUCAAAAAGUUCUUGCUCUGCGCAAGUACCUCCAGAACCAAAGUGUCCUGGUCUGAAGUUGUCUACUGAAGCUUUGGUACGUUUUUUGCUUUAAGUUAAUCAAAAGGAUACUGGAGAAAAUGUCCCACAGAAAACUUCUCCUUUCUCUACUCAUUCGUAUGAUGUCUUUAUUCCUCCUGAUAUAUUGAACUUGAGCAGCUUUACCAAAUUAAUGAAGAAACUUCAAGAAAUUCAUCCAGAGGCUAGCAGAGACAAAAUUGUGGAUGCUUUGCUGAAGGUGAGGAGAAAUAAUGAAGGUAUCCUAAGUGGCUUGUCCAUCAACACUAUUGUGGAAAGGACCUCUGUCAUUCUAAGGAAAUCGACCCCUAGUUGUGGGUGGCAAAAGCAAU
Messenger RNA from Mesitornis unicolor (brown roatelo), 1526 nucleotides. RefSeq names its product RNA-binding protein 44-like. Gene Ontology annotation, molecular function: RNA binding. The transcript is spliced from 11 exons. The annotation marks the transcript as partial. The record is from RefSeq and is a predicted model, not a curated record. Lineage: Eukaryota; Metazoa; Chordata; Aves; Mesitornithiformes; Mesitornithidae.